Messenger RNA from Lachancea thermotolerans CBS 6340, 1743 nucleotides. RefSeq names its product bifunctional triglyceride lipase/lysophosphatidylethanolamine acyltransferase (gene TGL3). The record is from RefSeq and is a predicted model, not a curated record. Gene Ontology annotation, biological process: lipid metabolic process. The transcript has a single exon. Gene Ontology annotation, molecular function: triacylglycerol lipase activity. Bases 1 to 1743 code for a protein of 580 amino acids. Lineage: Eukaryota; Fungi; Ascomycota; Saccharomycetes; Saccharomycetales; Saccharomycetaceae.
AUGUUCAAGCUCUACAUCCUUUCCUUCUUUUAUUUAUUCCUCAAUCACAUUCCACCGUUCGUGUGGGCGCUUGGCCAUGUUGUAAGCGAUAUUUUCCAGUUCUGGAUGCGGAGGCUGAUGAACUACUUGCGGCCAAGGUCUAGAAAUCUUUACCAUGGUGCGAUAUCUGACUUGGAGCAGUGUGACAACUUCUCCGACUGGUAUCAGAAAGCUGCGAUUGUGGACGAGAUUACUGGCGCGGACUUGUGGCGGCGCAACUUCUACUCACAGCGCUAUGAUGUCAACUCUGUUCUUGAGCAGUACGCAGUUCUGGACGAGGCCCUUGACGAGAAUGAUGCACACACCAUCGUGCACCGCUUCAGUACGACAGGGCCAUCCAUGCUUCGCAAUUUUGCGGGCAUUGUUGACAAGCGUCUCUUUACAAAGUCUCUAAUAGGCACAAAAUUGCUGAUUGAGCAGUACUUAGACAAAGUGUUGGAGUGCCUGCAGUUUUUGUGCCAGACCCCGGGCGUUGCCAGAACUUCGUUUUUCCAAAGGUGUAAGCUCUCCCUGGGAACUACCGCCUUCAUCCUGCAAGGUGGCUCUCUGUUUGGACUAUUUCACUUGGGGGUGAUAAGGGGGCUAUUGGAACAAAAGCUACUGCCGAAUAUCAUAAGCGGCAGCUCUAUGGGCGCUUGUAUUGGAAGUUUAUGCAGCGUGCUCACAAACGAAGAGCUUUCUGUUUUGCUAUCCGGUGAUAAUUUACUGAAUGCUAUCAAAAGCGACCUAGAUCUCCUCAAGCAGUGCGGUUACGGAAACAUUGAUCAAGAUCUGAACCUUGGGUCCUUGCUCCAAAACGUAGUGCAUCGUGGUUACUCCAAAGAUGUUUUCCUGUUCAUUAAUUUUGUGAACAAAGUCAUUAUCAAAGACCUCACGUUUGAAGAAGCGUUCCAAAGGACUGGCAAGAUACUAAAUAUCAUUGUUCACCCAACAGACCAAAACAGAUGUCCAUCUUUGCUUAACUACGUUACAACACCAAAUGUGCUAAUUGCAUGCGCAAUUGACUGCAGCUUAGGCUCAGAGGUUGUUUCUAGUGGAACAAAGCUAAUGUGCAAGAAUCUUAAAAACGAAAUUGUCGACUAUAUUCCGGAUACUGGCAGUUCUCGUUUGGUGUUUCUCACCCCUCAGAAUGCAAGCGAAACAGGCCUAAUUGAGAGUCCUUAUACUAGAUUGACAGAGCUUUUCAAUGUGAACAAUUUUAUCGUCUCGCUGGCACGUCCGUACCUCGCUCCGUUGGUCAUGAACGACCUGAAACAUGAAAUCAAGACAUCGAAAUAUUACUAUUACAAACACUAUCCCACUACAGAUAUGAGCAAUUUCACACCGCUUCAACUCUCCAACAUGAACGAAGUAGAGCCAUUAGGCUUUAAGUUCAGAUAUCAUCUGGAGAGAAAACUAAAACAUAUCGUGACAAUGGAGCUUCGGCACCGCGUGGAAGUUAUGGAUAACCUGGGCAUCUUGAGCCAUUGGAUCAAACGACUCGCCAUCGAUGAAAAGACGCCUCGGUCUGCUACAGAAAUCACCAUUGUGCCUAAUCUUAAGAGCUUGUCACUCAGCAGGGUCAUUGAGGGGCAACUUGACAACAUUCCAUACUGGAUAAAGUGUGGGGAGCAAAGUUGCUGGCCAGUUUUAGCUCUCAUAAAGACCCGUUGUGCGGUUGAAUUUGGCUUAGACGAGAUAAUCAAGUCAAAAAAAAACACAUGA